UUCAGUACCUAUCUAUUUGAAAAUCGAAUACUUCCUCACUUUCCGGGGCUCUCAAGUGGAGAUGGGCGUUUUUUUGUACCAAACUAACAAACAUACCAGGGUUAGAUUGUAUGCACCGGUCUUGCAAGCUGAUUGUUAGUAGUCAAACAUUCUCAGCCCUAGGAGCAGGAACACCAUGUCAAGAUGCAAUCCGCAGAUUCUAGACCAGGAACCGUUACCCAACAAAGCUUGACGCGCCAUUAUCCCACCUCUUUGAGUUUUCUUUGAAGAGGAAGGUCACCCUCGCGAUGGUGAAGUGCCGAGGGGCCUCUCCGUUUAUAAGCACAGUCCUUACCUAUCGAAUCAUCUCCUCUUUCUUCGGUUAGAUUUUUAGGGCCAUGGUAUCAAAGAUGAAAUACUCGUUUUCCGUUCGUUUAGUAACAGCGCUGGCGCUGCUGCCCUUUGCGCAAGCAGCGAAGGAGGUCUUUGCACACUUUAUCGUGGGAAAUGCUCGUUAUUAUGACCUGCCCGACUGGCAGGAUGACAUCCGUCUUGCACAGAAGGCUUCCAUCGAUGGCUUCGUUCUUAACAUUGCUUCGCAAGACGAAAGCAACGCCAACUCCCUGGCCAAUGCCUUCCGAGCUGCCAAUGCUGCCAACUUCAAGCUCUUCUUCUCUUUUGACUAUAACGCACAAGCUCCUUGGUCCAAAGACGCCGUAACCUCCCUGAUCAAUCGCUGGGCGGAUGAGCGCUCGUACUUCAAGCCUGACAACACCUACCGACCUUUAGUUUCCACCUUCGAGGGACCUGAUUAUGCGGAAGACUGGCACGAUAUCAAGGACAAGACCAACUGUCUUUUUGUCCCAGACUGGUCUUCCCUCGGCGCUGCAAACGCAGCCACAAAGGCGGGUGGUAUUGUGGAUGGACUAUUCAGCUACGCUGCUUGGCCAAAGGGGCCUUCUGCCAUGACCACGGAAAUGGAUGAGCAGUAUCGGACCGCGUUAAAGGGUCGUCCUUACAUUAUGCCGGUCGCCGGGUGGUUCUACACCAACCUGCCCAGCUGGAACAAGAAUUGGCUCUGGAAGGGAGAUGAGCUUUGGGAUACGCGCUGGCAGCAGAUAAUCGAAUUCCAGCCCGAAUUCGUGGAGAUUCUUACCUGGAACGACUAUGGCGAAUCGCACUAUAUCGGCCCAGUCCGCGAGAAAUCGCUUGGGCUGUUUCAGAGUGCAAAUGCACCGCUCAACUAUGCCGAAAACAUGCCGCAUGACGGCUGGAGGAGAUUGUUGCCCUAUUAUAUUCAGCAGUACAAGCAAGGCAGCAAGGGCCUGCCGACCAAGCGGACCAGCACCACCGUUGUCAAAACUCUGACCACUAUUGUCACCGCGCCAGCUCCAUCGCCGACGUCAACUGUCUUCAAAGCAGCGGAGCAGGUGGCACAGCAAGACUUCGCUGUGCCAGAAGAGGCGGUUGUAGCCUAUUAUCGUAUUAACCCAGCAAAAGCUUGUAACAACGGCAACACGACUGGCAAUGACCCGAAAUAUCAGGAGGUGUACGCACCAGACGAGCUCCUGCAGGAUAACAUCUUCUUCACCGCUUUGUUGGCAGAGCCAGCCGAUAUCAGCGUUUCGAUCGGUGGGAAGGACCAGAAGGCCACCUUCUCGAAAAAGACGCCGCAGAACGGCAGAGCAGGAAUUUACUCGGGCAAGGUGUUGUUCACCAACAGCAUGGGGGAUGUGGUGGUGUCGGUGUCGAGAACCCUGGAAGACGGGACAACGCAGCUAAUCGCGCAGGCUAAGGGAGGACCAGCUAUCACGGCGGAAUGUGUGGGCGGAAUGGUGAAUUGGAACUCAGCUGUUAUCAGCUCCUGAUAGAAGAGCUUAAUUGUUAUUAUCUUUGUAAUUACCAUAGACGACCUGAUGUCUGAUGGCGUUGAUGAUUAGAGUUAUAAACAUCAAUGUAAAUGAAUGUCUGAUGAAGUCGCCCCCAGAUUUCUCGGCUUUUUUUUUUUUUUUGUUGUUGUGUGGCGGUGAAGAGAUGAAAUCGACGGCCGGCCAUUGUCAUCAAGGUGGAGGGUUGUCAAAGGGCUUUCUUUAUCACCAUGCUAUUGUUUGUGCCUUCAUUGUCUGAUACUGGCAGUUGUCAGGUUGCUGUUGACCUUGACGCCUGAAGAAACAUGAUCGGUUGUCGUCGCUUCAGUGAGUGGAUAUGGCGAUCAUGGCG
Neurospora hispaniola is the source of this 2199-nucleotide messenger RNA. Its product is annotated as glycoside hydrolase. The record is from RefSeq and is a predicted model, not a curated record. Gene Ontology annotation, molecular function: glucan endo-1,3-alpha-glucosidase activity. The transcript is spliced from 3 exons. The coding region runs from base 378 to 1847 and encodes 489 amino acids. NCBI's taxonomy places the organism in Eukaryota, Fungi, Ascomycota, Sordariomycetes, Sordariales, Sordariaceae.